Molecule: messenger RNA, 1326 nt
Organism: Sphenostylis stenocarpa
Lineage: Eukaryota; Viridiplantae; Streptophyta; Magnoliopsida; Fabales; Fabaceae
Source: the annotation of a GenBank genome assembly
AUGGAGUGGCCUGCGUGUACGGACGAAUACGAAAAGCUUAUAAUACGGAUGAGCACUCCCAGGGUUGUCAUUGACAAUUCCGUGUUCUCUUCAGCUACUCUAGUGAAGGUUGACAGCGCUAGAAGGCUUGGUAUUCUACUGGAUGCUGUACAAGUGCUCACUGACCUGGACCUUUCUAUUAAGAAAGCCUAUAUUUCUGCAGAUGGCAAGUGGUGUAUGGAUGUUUUUCAUGUCACUGAUCAAAACGGAAACAAGAUAACGGACGAGAGCGUUUUAAAAUAUAUUGAGCAGUCACUUGGGAGCAGUCAAUAUGGGAGAAUCAAGAGUUCUAAUGGUCUCACUGCUCUGGAAUUGACAGGAACUGACCGAGUUGGUCUUUUAUCGGAGGUGUUUGCAGUACUGGGUGAUCUUCAAUGUGAUGUGGUUGAGGCCAAGGUUUGGACUCACAAUGGGCGUAUUGCUUCCCUAAUCUAUGUAAAAGAUUCUAGUUCUGGGUCUACUAUUGAGGACUCUCAGAAAAUUAAUAAGAUUGAAUUGCGCUUAAGAAAUGUUUUGAAGGGAGACAAUGACAUUAGAAGUGCAAAGAUUUCUGUUUCCAUCUCUGCAAUGCACACUGAAAGAAGGCUACAUCAAAUGAUGUUCGCGGACCGUGAUUAUGAGAGGACUCCCAUUCUCAAGUUUACUUCUGAGAACCCAUUGGUGACGGUUCAGAAUUGGGCAGGAAGGGGGUACUCAGUCGUGAAUGUUCAGUGUAAAGACCGAACCAAGCUUUUAUUCGAUGUAGUAUCCAAUUUGACAGACAUGGAAUAUGUUAUAUUUCAUGCAACUAUUAACACAAAUGAUGGCCGAGCAUACUUGGAGUUUUAUAUAAGGCACAAGGAUGGCACUCCAAUUAGUUCAGAACCAGAGCGUCAACGUGUAAUUCAAUGCUUAAAAGCUGCAGUAGAGAGAAGGGCAUCUGAGGGUGUUCGACUAGAGUUAUGCAAAGAAGACAGUCAGGGGCUUCUAGCGGAAGUAACAAGGACUUUCCGUGAGAAUGGGCUCAAUGUGACCAGGGCUGAGAUAUCCACCGUUGGGAAUAUGGCCACAAAUAUAUUCUAUGUAACGGAUGCCAUUGGAAAUCCAGCUGAUUCAAAAAUUAUCGAAUCUGUUAGGCAGAAAAUUGGGUUAAGCAAUUUAGAAGUGAAGGAAUUGCCGAUGGUAAAUCAUCAGGAGAUACAGAGAGAGGAUGAAGCGGUUGGAAUUGGUGGGGCAGUGUUGUUGUCCCUAGGGAGUCUCGUGAAAAGAAAUCUGUAUAAUUUGGGACUAAUCAAAUCCUGUUCCUAA